Messenger RNA from Fusarium falciforme, 2214 nucleotides. RefSeq names its product Proline--tRNA ligase. The record is from RefSeq and is a predicted model, not a curated record. Gene Ontology annotation, biological process: prolyl-tRNA aminoacylation. Lineage: Eukaryota; Fungi; Ascomycota; Sordariomycetes; Hypocreales; Nectriaceae. The transcript is spliced from 10 exons. Gene Ontology annotation, molecular function: ATP binding; proline-tRNA ligase activity. The coding region runs from base 103 to 2214 and encodes 703 amino acids. Gene Ontology annotation, cellular component: mitochondrion; cytoplasm.
AGCCAAUUGAGCCUUCAACUGAGAGCUCUCUCGGUCUCGAGCGUAGCCAGAGCUAACCUCCCUCGCUCCACCCUAUCGACGACAUGGGUGCCCACUGGCGGCAUGACGGCCAGUGAUGAGGAGUUUGGCCAUGGAAAACUCAUUCGAGGUGGCUUUCUCCGUCAGGCUCACUCUGGCAUCUUUCAACUACUUCCUAUGGGUCUUCGCGUCCAGGAUAAGAUAGAGAAACUACUUGACAAGCAUAUGCAUUCACUCUUUCGACUCGCCGAUCGCAAAGAGGUGCCUCUUAUUCUCUCUCCUACACACGAGGAGGAAAUCACCACUCUCGUAGCCGGAACUCUCAAGUCAUAUAAAGACUUGCCCAUCCGGCUGUACCAAAUUACUCGAAAGUAUCGAGAUGAGCGUCGCCCCCGCCACGGUCUACUACGCUCCCGAGAAUUUCUAAUGAAGGAUCUGUACACCUUUGACCUAACAACAGCUGCUGCUUUUGAAACAUAUCGUCUAGUGUCUGCGGCUUACCGUGCCUUCUUCGCAGAGCUCAAGCUGCCGUACCUUGUUGCCGAGGCCAGCUCGGGCGACAUGGGAGGCGACCUUAGCCAUGAGUACCAUCUUCCUAGUGCUGUCGGCGAGGACACAGUUGUAAACUGCGACUCUUGCGGAUACACCGCCAACGAUGAGGUUGCGACGGCACGAGCGCCCUCUGCGAGCAAGGAUGCGGUUGCGAUUUCGGCCUCUGAUAUUCGUGUCUGGCGGGGCAUCUCCAAGGACCGAAAGGUUCUUGUCAACGCUUGGUACCCGCAGUCUUCAGAGGCAUUCUCGGAGAGCGGUCUGAACCUACAUGCGGUCAAAUCAGCGGUUAGCGAGCUCGACACCAGCAUCGAUGACCCUCUCCCAUUCUGGAGCGAGGCACUCGAGAGUGGGAAGCCAAAGGUUAUUAAUGUUGUCGAUGCCAGGCUCGCGCCAACGUUUGAAAGCCUUCGAGGACAACUCCCUCUAUUGCCCAAGACCCUUGAGUCUCAUGAGGUUGAGCAUUCCACGGUUGGUGGCACAGACUCGGCUGAAGCACUGAACCUGGUCCGCAUCACUCAUGGUGAUGGCUGCCCUCGAUGUGAGGAGGGAACUCUGAAAAUCCAUCGCGCCUUGGAGUGUGGCCAUACAUUCCACCUUGGAACCCGCUACUCGGUACCACUCGACGCAUGUGUGUCUCUUCCGCAAUCAGAGCUCCCCAAGGUUGCCAAAGAGGAAGGUCUCACUCCAGGAAGCCGUGUGCCUGUUCAAAUGGGAUGCCACGGCGUUGGAGUAUCAAGGAUCUUUGGCGCCGUGGCUGAGAUCCUCGCUGAUGAGCGAGGACUGAACUGGCCACGAGCCAUUGCCCCGUUCGAGGUGGCUGUCAUCCCAACACCCGGACUCGACAAGGAGUCGGUAGAGAUUUAUGACAAUCUCGUGGCUGGAAGCAGCUCGCAGCCUGGCCUUGACGUUGUCCUCGAUGACAGGAAGCAGUCAUUUGGCUGGAAGAUGAACGAUGCUGACAUGGUUGGCUAUCCCGUCGUCGUGAUCCUUGGCAAGGCUUUUAAGCAGGGCGGUCUUUGCGAGGUUCAGUGUAGACAACUCUCGGUCAAGGAGAAUGUCAAGCUUGAAGAGCUGCCUCAUUUCAUCUCAGGCGAAAACUGGAGGGGCAUCACGACAAGCAACUCACUCUCCUCCUCCGGCGACCACCUACCACGAACUAUCCAGCGACGAGGCACCAUGUCUGGAAAACAAGAGAUGAUCAACCUCGACACGCUCGAGCCCCAGCAGCUCGCCCAGGUUAAGAAGCAGUUGGACGAGGAGCUCGAGCACCUGACGACGUCCUUCGCCCAGCUCCACGGCGCCCAGAACAAGUUCAAGGAGUGUCUGCGAUGCGUGCAGGCCCGAGCUGCCGCCCCCAAAGGGUCCAACUCUGUCCUGGUCCCCUUGACCAACUCGCUAUACGUCCGUGGAGAGCUUUCUAAUGCUGAGACUGUGCUGGUAGAUGUCGGAACUGGCUUCUUGGUGGAAAAGAAACUCAAGUCCGCCGAAAAGUUCUACGAGGGCAAGGUUGAGGAGCUCGGAAACAACUUGAAGGAUCUGGAAGUCAUUGUGCAACGAAAGCAAACCAAUGCACGGACGAUUGAGGAGGUUCUGAGGCAAAAGAUCAUGGCUGCUCAAGGACAAGGUGACCAACAGCAGGCAUGA